Molecule: messenger RNA, 4949 nt
Organism: Lates calcarifer (barramundi perch)
Lineage: Eukaryota; Metazoa; Chordata; Actinopteri; Centropomidae
Product: carbohydrate sulfotransferase 11-like
Biological process (GO): carbohydrate biosynthetic process; proteoglycan biosynthetic process
Cellular component (GO): membrane
Molecular function (GO): sulfotransferase activity
Source: RefSeq, a predicted model, not a curated record
AGGCAGCGACGAGGGGUCGUGGGCUCCGCCAGCAGAGCCGGGCUUCAGGAUGAAGAUGCCCAGAGGAGGACGCCUGUUCCUGGCGACGUGCCUCGGCUCACUCUUCGUUCUUGUGCUUUACUUUCAGAGCAUCACUAAACCAGAACCUGGUGUAAAGACUGGCAGUAGACCAGGGAAAAGCAGAAGAAGUCCACUGCAGACCCUCUACAAUGGAGACCAGCUGGAGCUGUUGGCAGCUCAGAGGUCCCUCCAAGGUCGCAGGGAGCUGCUGGAGCAGGCAUGUCUGAGCCACACGAGGAAGCGCCGGGUCCUUUCGCCUGAGGAUCUCAAACACCUCAUUGUGGAUGAUAAACACAGCCUUAUUUACUGCUACGUACCCAAGGUAGCCUGCACAAAUUGGAAACGUGUCCUUAUGGUCCUCACUAGUGACGGCCGCUACACUGAUCCUCUUGCCAUCCCUGCCAACGAGGCGCACGUAGCUGGUAACCUCCGCACGCUUUCUGAGUUCUCAGUCCCAGAGAUCAACCAGCGCCUUCGCAGCUACCUCAAGUUCAUCUUUGUGCGGGAGCCCUUUGAGCGUCUGGUGUCUGCCUACCGGAACAAGUUCACACGUAGCUACAACACCGCUUUCCACAAGCGCUACGGAACCAAGAUCAUCCGUCGGCACCGUCCAAACCCUGACCCUGAGGCACUGGAGAAAGGGAAUGAUGUUUCUUUCCAUGAGUUUGUACAGUAUCUCGUGGAUCCUCGGACCCAACGGGAGGAACCUUUGAAUGAGCACUGGGAGCGGGUGCACUCCCUCUGCCACCCCUGUCUGAUCCACUAUGAUGUAGUGGGGAAGUACGAGACUCUGGAGCCAGAUGCUCAGGCUGUGCUCAGGUUGGCCGGAGUGGAGGGGACACUUCAAUUUCCAACAUCUGGUAAGAGCACCAGGACUGAUGGCAACAUGGCAGCACGGUUCUUUAAGCAUAUCAGUCCUUUCUACCAGAAAAAACUGUUCAACAUGUAUCGAAUGGACUUCUUGCUCUUCAACUACUCCACACCAGAGUAUCUCAGGACUCGAUAAGGGGCAGAGUGAGUGCCAUAGAUGGCUCGGGUGUGAUAGUUUUUCUUUCACAUCCCAUCCAUACUCAUAAACAAUGAUUAUUUUGCACUUUCUGGUUGCCAUGGACCUUUAAAAUUUUCAUUUCUGCAUAGGUGGUCCAUCACAGGCAUAGACUCGUCACUACUACUCUCCAGCAGAAACCGGUGGCUGUGGAGAAUGAGUUGAUUUUCUGGUUUCAGUGAAUGGAACAUUCUAAGUGGAACCAAAUUUCGUCUUGAGAAGGAAAAGACAGUUAGUUUGUGCUGUAAUCUACCAAGCAUAUGUCACAUUUAGUGUUUUGAUGUUUAGCAGAACAGACAGAUUGUUUUCAAAAUGUGUUUGAAAAUGCAGGUGACGUGUCUACUUUCACGCAUCUUCACAAACAGGUCCUUUCUGUCAGAGCUUUAGGUUCAGUUAGAAUUCGGUAUUUAUUUUUUGUUUUCCUGAUUGCCAUUUCUAGCUCUAGUCUGUUACAUCUGGCUGUCACGUUGGUGUAAUGUGCCUUACCAGCAUUCCUGUGGUGCCCACUACAGGGACAUUUCCCCAUGGCUUGUUAACGUGAGCCAUAAAUCAAGGUCAAACUUCAGAGGAGCAGGUUCUCCUCUCACAUGGGUAUACAGGUGAAACAGAACACAGAAGAUUAUUUCAAAGCACCUGAAGUACAAUAUCUCUGGAAGGCCUUUAUUUAUGUAUGUGAGAGCAUAAAGUAUUUAUUAUUGAAAUGUAUGGAUUUGAGCUCAUGAUUUUGUGAAAAUGAAUUUUAUAUGAAGGCAUAAAGGUUUUUUGUCUUUCAGAGUAAAUAUUUACUUGCAUGGAAAGUUACUUGCUGUCUUGGCUUUUGCACAUAAACUGAUGCCAAAUAGAAAUCUUCUGAGCAACUCUAAAGUUAUCAUAUCACACUUUUUUCUUUUCUUUUUUUUUUUUUUUUUUUUAAAAAAAAAAAAGCUUUUCUCAAACCCAUGUUGAAAAUCCACAUCCAGGACUUGUCUUAUCUUAACUUGUCACAGCACCGAACACUAUCUUUAAAUUUAUAUGUGAGAGCAUUUCCAGGGAAGCCUGCAGUAUCUCUUUAAUUCCAGUAAACGCUUGUUGCCACCCCUCCUCUAUCGCUGUCUGUAUUUAGCUCUGGGCAGGUAGGCUGAACAAACAACCACAUAGCUGUGGUCAGGGCUGGGUCCAGCCCAGCACUCCUCCUGGUCAGAGCUCCCCUUGUUAGGGUGAAGGCAGGCACAUGAAGGGUUAAUCCACCCACAGUAGUCAUCACUGCUGCACUGAACGGCCUUGUGCAGCAAAUGUCAGUAAAUUUAUGCUAAUAGUACAGAGGUUAAUGUAGGACAGUGUUUAUUAAUCACCUGUGCUGCAGAAGGAUCACUUUUAACAAAUGGCUUCAAGCAGUUUUGAUAUCUCUGGUUCUGCUGCAUCAAAGUUUUGACUUCAUCAUGAUGUCAUCAGUGUCCAUUACUUCAUGAAACUAUGGCUAAAAUCACCCAGUAGCUUUACAGAUUUAAAUUAAUACAGUCACAUCUGCCAGCGCAUGUGCAAAACUGUUGAAAACUAGUACAUUAAACUGCAGUACCUUACACUAUGUAAGACUUUUAGAGUACAUAUGAGUUGAAAUUAUUUGUUAGAAUUUAAAACGUAAUGUUUUAUUUUUCCAGCUCCAUAAAUUCCUUAAAAUUUGCUGUGAAGUUUCAACAAAGAAUCCUAAAUUUGCACUAAUUACAGUAAAAGAGAAACUGUGGUUUCAGUAAAUUCAUUCCAAUGAAUUACAAAGCUAGUGUGUGUGUGUGUGUGUGUGUGUGUGUGUGUGUGUCAGUGCAUAGCAAAUCAGCUGAAUAUGCAGAAAAUGCAAAUUGUAUGGAGACACUGACCUGUCUAGGACAGCAUGCGAGUCAACUUUUCCACUGUAAAGUUUAAAAAUAAACGAUUUUUGAGUAAAUAUUUACUUUGAAUUUAUCAAGGAAAUUCCUCUGGAAAAUGUGCUGCUAUAUUUGAACACAAUUAAGUGAAGUUCACAGAAUAGGAACUUUGUCUGCUUUCCCUACAGUACUAAAACUAAGUUGCACAGUUCUUUUCGGAGAACCAUCUAUCAAAUGAUUAGGAAAUAAUGGACACGUAAAAUAAAAUGUUGCUGUAAAAUCUCACAGUCAGACUCAAGGCGCGGACACACUGACUAUCAUAUGCAUCUGUGAUGAUCAGUGUGUCCUGUUUUGUCAGAAGUGAAGCUGUUUUGUUUUUCGUAGCAUGUUUCUACAUCUACCAUCUUAAAUUUGUGAUUCAGAUUUACGUUGAAUUCCCACCUGGAUCCUUGUCACAUCAAAAUGUUUAGAAAUGGGGACCACACCUAUAUAUAUUGUAUAUAAUGCAAUAUAACUACAUUCUUUCUAAUAACUAUGACAAAUACAGUGCAGACUGUAAGUUUUUUGGAAAGUUGUACACUGUUGUUCUUCAGGUUCUCUCUAAAUUCAGUUUGAAUUAAAAUAAUCAAUACUUCAUAAAGUGCGAAGUCUCAGUGUUAAUUUGAGUAGGUUUACAUCAAUAUAGAGAGAGAACAGUGGGAGGUGGAAUCCUUUUAACACAUAGUCCCCGAAGUCAAGGAGUUCAAAAGUAAUUAUACAGAUACAAAUGAAGUCUAACCUAAUUGUGAUAGGUAUUAUUGCCUCAACUCUUCGACCCAACAGCAGACACUGUCUGGUGAUACAAGCUUCCACUGCAGCCACCAGCUGUGGAGCCGACUCAUAUUAAAGUUAAGACAUGGCGCUUUAAGUACUACCCAUUAUUUUACUGUACAGAGGCAGAGAGCCUGAAGAACAAAAGAACAAACUAACUGUUCAAAUACUUGCAAUGUAGUGUAACAUUUUCCGGUCUCAACAAUGUCUCCCCGUAGAAUAUCUUGGGGCUUCUCUGUUUAUCAAGAGACUAAUCUAGCCUGGUUGAAUUGAAAACAUUUAGUGCAGGGACUUAUCUGGACCUGUUGUCCUGAGAAAAACAGGAAUCCUCCACAAAACAACAAAAGUCAACAUAUCCAUUGAAAUAGGCAGGCCCCGCAGUCAGGAUAUUAGUUACAGUUGCGCUCAAUAAGUUCACACAAAUUAUGCUAGUGCAUGUCAAGACAAGUUGGCGCUGAACUAGCAGGAACCAGCUUAGUCUCUUCCAGAUUUCUUUUAUAAGACAUUUCAUUUGUGUCAGACAGGUCCGUGCAGGCCCACUCUGGAAACAUUGCAUUUUUCUUCCUGUAGUUACGCUUUGAAAGGUGCAAUAUCUGUGUGUGAGUAUGGUGUUAAAAGCUGUGUUUUUAUAAGUGACUUCCUCUUUUAUUCAGUCCUUAAAUUUUGUGCCAUCAUGUGUUUGCCAUGGAUCACAGGGUUUUCUUUUUUAAUGCUCUCCUUUGUAGCAGUGUGUGAUUUAAGCCAUAAUUUGCAAGAAGCUGUCACUUGCCAAAACCCAAUCACACCCUUAAUGUUUUUCUUCCUACUGGCUCAAUGACAUGCUGCUCAAAAUAUAUGUUUUACCUUUUAAUUUCUUUUUUCCUGGAAAUUACAGAAUACAAAUAACAAGUAGCUUAUUCUUUCAAAAGGCUUACACAUACUGUAUUUCCAUCUCAAAAGCCCAGACGCUGCUGUGAAUAAGCACAGCUAGUCAGACAUCUCCAGCCAUUUUCUGUAGAAAUGGUCCUUUAGUCAGAGCAGUGGCUUGGUGAGUCACUGUGAAACAGAGAACAGAGCACAAUCUGAAAGACUCUCAUGCACCAGUUUACUUGUGACCCAAAACUGUGAAUGUGAUAACUGAAGUGCACUUGCUGAUGCGAUGAUUGACUGGCUGGUUACCUUGAAGUUUCAACAAAUACAAUCGCUCAAAAGCAGAA